This is a messenger RNA of Acanthopagrus latus (yellowfin seabream), 5102 nucleotides long. It is a transcript of the gene baz1a, whose product is annotated as bromodomain adjacent to zinc finger domain, 1A. Bases 177 to 4694 code for a protein of 1505 amino acids. The transcript is spliced from 29 exons. NCBI's taxonomy places the organism in Eukaryota, Metazoa, Chordata, Actinopteri, Spariformes, Sparidae. Gene Ontology annotation, biological process: chromatin remodeling. Gene Ontology annotation, molecular function: protein binding. The record is from RefSeq and is a predicted model, not a curated record.
CUGAGCGGGUCCGUGAAGUGGAUGAAAACUUGGUCAACAAGCCGCCGCUCGGCUCAGGCACUCAGCACUCAGCCUCAGCACUCAGCCUCAGCUCGGGACUUGUUCUUCAACAUUCACCGCGGAUUAUCUCCUCAUCGUUACACAACUCGUGCUGCCGCCGCUGAAGCGGAGCUGAGAUGCCGCUCCUCCACAGAAAAGCCUUCCUCCGUCAGAAACCUCCCGCCGACCUGCGGCCGGACGAGGAGGUCUUCCUCUGCAAGAUCACACACGAGAUCUUCAGGAGCUACGAUGAGUUCUUUGAGCGGACCAUCCUGUGUAACAGUCUCGUGUGGAGCUGCGCUCUGACGGGGCGAGCGGGCCUCACCUACCUGGAGGCGGUGGAGAGCGAGCGGCGGGCGAAGCAGAGUCUGCAGAGCUUCCCUCCAUCUCUGGUGGUGCCUCUGCUCCACCUGGCCGCACUGAGCCACCGCUGCAGGCUGACAGAGCUCUGCGAGGAUGUCUACGUCUUCGUCAAAGACCGCUUCUUCCCCGGAGAGACGGUGGACGUUGCUGGACGUAACGGAACCAGACAUCUGUGUGAGAUCCUGCAGGUUCACUCUCCUCACUCAAGUGCUAACGGAACGCCAGCUGCUAACGGCCACAUAAAACCAGCGGAGGGCGACACCAUCAUCAUCAGCGACAGCGACGAUGAGAGCAACGCUUUCCAGAGUCCCAACGCUCAGGUCAAUGGCAGGAAGAAGAAGAAGCCUCUCAGUCCGUCAGUGUUCAAAUACACAGUGAGGAUGAUGAUGGGCGAACACAGAGAGCCCUUCACUGUCAAAGCCAAUCAGAUCAGUCGUAGGAAGUCCACAGUGUCCAGAGAGAGACUGAAGCUGCUCUUUAAACAACACUGUGAGCCUCAGAACGGGACCAUCGUACUCAAGUCCUCCACAGUGAUGAAGUACAGUCUGACUGAACAAACGUUCUCUCAGUUCUUCCCUGAUGAGCCCCCCCUGUUCCCCUUCAGCCCCGCCUCUAAAGGUGGAGGGCGGGGCUCACCUGGACAGGCUGGUUCGUCGCUGCUGAAGGCGGCAGAGAAGCUGAAGCUGCUGCAGCAGAGGGAGGAGAUGGCUGCAGCCGCUCAGGACAAAGCUCGACUGAAGAAGGAGAAGGAGGAGGCUCAGGAAGCCAAGAGGAGGGAUAGGGAGGACAGAGAGAGGUUGAAGGAGGAGCACAGGAGGAGGUUUGAGGUGGAGAAACAGAGGAGGAGGGAGGAGAAGGAGCGCAGGAAGCUGGAGAAGGAGAAGGAGCGGGAGAAGCUGAAAGAGGAGAAGAAGAAGUAUGCAGAACGUCUGAAACUAUGGAACAAACCCAGAGAAGACAUGGAGUGUGAAGACCUGAAGGAGCUGCCCAGUCCAGUUCCAGUGAGGACUCGUCUUCCAGCCGAACUCUUUGGAGAUGCUUUGAUGGUUCUGGAGUUCCUGCGGGCAUUCGGCGAGGUCUUUGAUUUGAAGGACGAGUUCUCUGACGGAGUCUCUCUGGAGGUUCUAGAGGAGGCUCUGGUGGGUUCCGACCCUGAAGGUCCUCUGUGUGAGCUGCUGUUCUUCUUCCUGUCAGCCAUCUUUCAGGCUCUGGCUGAGGAGCAGGAGGAGGUGGCCAAAGACCAGGCUGAAGACCUGUCGGAGGCUCUGGAUGACGACUGUGAUGUCACUCAGUCGGCUCUGAGUGCCGUCGCCUCAUUGGCUGCGGCCUGGCCUCAGCUACAUCAGGGCUGCAGUCUGAGGAAGUUGGACCUGGACAGCUGCACACUGUCAGAGAUCCUGCGGCUGCACAUCCUAGCGUCUGGUGCUGAUUGUUACCACGGUAACGCCAAGUUCCGCUACCAGAAGCAGGGUGGCUUCACGCUGACGGACGACCCAUGUGUUGAGCUGCGAUUGGCUGAACCAGCGCUGCUGAAGAAGUUGUCGAGCACAGCGGUGUACGACCUGACACCAGGGGAGAAGCUGAAGAUCUUACAGGCUCUUGUGGGGAAGCUGCUGACGUUAGCGUCCAGCAGAGAUGUGAUUGAAGACUGUGUGGAAGAUCAAAGAGCCGCCAAACAGGAACUGAGAGAAAUCAGAGCUGAACAACACCGCCGCGACAGAGAGGAGGCUGCACACAGGGUUCGUCUUCGUAAAGAGGAGAAGCUGAGGGAGCAGGAGCAGAGGAUGAAGGAGAAGGAGGAGAGACUGAAGGAGCAGGAGGUUAAGGGAGGACUCCAAACUAAUAGUGAGACUCGUGUAGAACCAAAUGCUGAAGAAGAUGAGGAGCAAAACUCAUCGUCCAACAAGAAGAAGCGUCAAGCUAAACUGAACCAGAAAGAGAAACAGCAGCUGAUGACCUCUGACCCCAAACCCUCGUCUUGCCCCCCCAGCAGUCUGACUGCUGAGGAGCUGGAGAGCGAACAGGAGAAGGUUCGAGAGCUGCUGGAGCGGAUUCAGAAGGCGGCAGCCUGCACCUGCCUGCUGCCUCUAGGCAGAGACCGCCUGUAUCGCCGCUACUGGCUCCUCCCUUCAGCCUCCACCCUGUUUGUGGAGGAGGACUGCUUCGGCCUCACAGAGGACAUGCUGCAACCGAACCCCAAACCUGCGCAGGACGCCACCAUCAAGAUGGAGGACGAGGAGGUGAAGGAGGAGCCUGCAGAGGGAAGUACUGGCUCAAACCCCGCCCCUCUCCACACAUGUGGACCGCCUGUCAAACGUCCCAACCAAUGGUCCUUCUACAACUCGGUGGAGGAGGUGGAUCAGCUGAUCGAGGCCCUGAAUCCCCGAGGUCACCGCGAGAGCAGCCUGAAAGAAGCACUGCUGCAGGAGAGGGAGAGACUGCAACGCCUGCUGUUGGACUGUGAUGGGAGCAAGUACAGCCAUACAGAUCACCCAGAGUCGUCCCGAUCAGUCCCAGAAUGCACUUCUUCAGCUGAGACUCUGAUGGAGGGCAGACUGAGAGACCUGCUGCUGGACAUUGAGGACCGGAUCCACCAGGGAACUCUGGGAACUCUGAAGGUGAUGGACCGACAGGUGUGGCGCUCAGCGCUGGAAGAAGGAAACUACGACCUGCUGAGUUCUGAAGGCCGAGAGAACGGAGGGGUGAACGGACGGGAGGAGGCCAUGGAGGUAGACUCACCUGCACACCUGAGAGCCAGAGACAGGCUGCAGGAGCUGAAGGCAGACAGCGUGGUGUCCUGCAGCGGCUCUGGGACUCCUCAGGUCGUCAGCAGCUCAGUACGAAUCCUGGCUCAGGCCCUUGCUCACAUCGAGCAAGGCAUCGAGAGACGCUUCCUCAAAGCUCCACUGGGUGAGGACGACUCAAAGAAAGAACAGAAGAUGAAGAAGAACAAGAAGAAGGACGACGACCAGGCCAGUGACGACGGCAGUGACAGUGGUCGCGUCAGUAAGACGGUAUUGGAGCGAUGGAGGGAGUCUCUGCAGUCUUGCUCAAGUCUGUCUCAGGUGUUUGUCCACCUGUCCAGUCUGGAGAGAAGUGUCCUCUGGUCUCGCUCCAUCCUCAACGCUCGCUGUCGCAUCUGCAGACGCAAGGGAGACGCUGACAACAUGCUACUGUGUGACGGCUGUGACAGAGGACACCACACCCACUGUCUGAGGCCCCGCCUCAAGUCGGUCCCAGAGGGUGACUGGUUCUGUCCAGACUGUCGACCCAAACAAAGAUCUAGCCGCCUACCGUCCCGUCAGCGCUCCUCUAUCGACGAGGAGGAGGAAGAGGAGGAGGAUAAAGAAGAAGAGGAGGAGGAAGAGGAGGAGUCAGAUGAAGAAGAGGAGUCUGAGGAAGAGGAGGAGUCAGAGGAGGAGGAGGAGGAGGAGGAAGAAGUCGUUGUGAGCACCAAGAAGAACUUGGCCCCACCCCUGAAAGGCAAGAACCAGCAGGUCACACCCAAGAACCAGCAGGUCACACCCAAGAACCAGCAGGUCACACCCAAGAACCAGCAGGUCACACCCAAGAACCAGCAGGUCACACCCAAGAACCAGCAGGUCACACCCAAGAGCAGCUCGGCCUCAGCAGGGAAGAAUUCAGCAGCUUCUAAAUCCUCAGGGAGAAAAGCCACACCCCCCACUGUGAAGGCCAACGUAGUGUCUGGAGGUAAACCUGCUGCCCGCUCUGGGAGUCGAGUCAGUGUCCGUCUGAGCCAGGAGAUCCUUCCAACAAACAGCAACAGUAAGACCUCACCUGGUCAGAGUGAGGCCCGUAAGAGACCGCCCACAGAUGUGACUCCCCCUCCCAAACCCUCCAAACCCGUCCUCCCACCUUCAUCUUCCGCUCGCUCGUCUUCGUCCAGUCGACGCUCCUCUGGCAGGAACCACGGCGUCCACGAGUUGUCGGCCUGCGAGCAGCUGACGGUGGAGCUGGUCCGGCAUGAAGACAGCUGGCCCUUCAUGAAGCUGGUGUCCAGGACUCAGGUCCCUGACUACUAUGACAUCAUCAAAAAGCCAAUUGCUCUGAGCACCAUCAGAGAGAAAGUCAACAACUGUGAAUAUCAAACAGCAGGUGAGUUUGUCUCAGACGUGGACCUGAUGUUCUCUAACUGUCUGCAGUAUAAUCCUCGUCACACUAACGAGGCGAAGGCCGGUCACCGCCUGCAGCAGUUCUUCCACUCAGAGCUCAGCAGACUCGGCCUAUCAGAGCGCGGGCCCACCCCGCCCGCCAAACGCUCCCGACACUGAACCGAACGCCCCCUCUGACCUCAGAGUCAGGGAUGAGACCUGGUCCUUCAUGACUUCUGACUCCUGUGACUUGUCAAUCUGUACUGUGAUGAAACACAGAGGUCAAAGGUCAUGAAUAUACAGUUCCACUGAGCUCACCUGAGACACCCAAGUGUGUCCUCACUGAUCAGCUGAUCAAACCCUCCUGAGUCCAUAGUGAAGUGUUAGUUUUUACUCUGACCUGCUAGAUUAUGCUCAGGUGUCUCCUCCUGUCUUUGGACAGGCGGGGACAGCAGACAUUCCUGUGGUGCUGUAAGACAGACAGACAGACUGUACAGACAGACAGACUGUGCAGACAGACAGAGAGACAGACAGACUGUGCAGACAGACAGAGAGACAGACAGAGAGACAGACAGACAGAGACUGUGC